CUUCUGCAGGCUCCAUCAGCCAUACACGGGAUGGAAGAGUGACUAUUAAAAGCAUGUGCAUUUGGAACAGAUGGGAGAAAGGUGGUGUGCUUUUUUCUACACACGUGCGAGAGGACUAAACACACCUACAUUCAAGGAUGCCUUCAGCCCACCUUAAUUCUGCCUCCCAUUGGAAUAUGUCUGUUCUUUGCCGUCUGCUUCUCCGGGCAGAGAAGAGGCACUGGGAUGCAUAUGGUGGAUGGAGGUGUUAUUCCCAAGAACGUAAGCCUGAUCUUAAUGAGCGAGUGGCUAAAAUGGACCAUUUAAAGAAUAAGGCACAGAGACAGAAGCGGCUGUGGAAGAAGAUGGAGGCUAUUGAAGCUCAGAUGGCUGCUGGGCCCAAAGAACCUUCAAGCCAAGGCAAGACCUUUUCCUUGAAAAACAUUGUGGAAUAUGACAUCCCAACUAUAGCUGGACAGAAAAAAGAUACCUCAGCACCUUUGCCGGCCUCCUAUAGUCCACGCUAUGUUGAAGCUGCUUGGUAUCCUUGGUGGGUGAGAGAAGGAUUUUUUAAACCAGAAUGCCAGGAACGCCUACCCCAUCGGAAGCCAGAAUCGUUUUCCCUCUCCCUCCCACCGCCUAAUGUCACGGGGUCCCUUCACCUGGGGCACGCCUUGACUGUGGCUAUUGAAGACACUUUGGUACGAUGGAGACGAAUGCAAGGAUAUCGAGUUCUCUGGGUUCCAGGUUCUGACCAUGCUGGAAUUGCAACUCAGGCUGUGGUAGAAAAAAAGAUCUGGAAAGAACGGGGGGUUCUGCGACAAGAUCUCCCACGUGAUGAAUUUCUUCAGGAAGUCUGGAAGUGGAUUGAGGAAAAAGGGAAUGAAAUAUUCCAACAGCUGAAGGAGAUGGGAGCAUCCUUGGACUGGGAUAGAGCCUGCUUCACUAUGGAUUCUCAUUUCUCUCAAGCUGUGACUGAGGCUUUUGUGCAACUUCAUGAACAAGGCCUGAUAUAUCGUGACAAGCGCCUGGUGAACUGGUCUUGUGCCUUGCAAUCGGCCAUUUCUGACAUUGAGGUGGAGAACAAACAGCUUGAAGGACGGACAAAGCUUUCGGUGCCUGGACUUGAGGACCAAGUGCUGUUUGGGGUAUUGGAGACAUUUGCCUACAAAGUAGAAGGAGACGAAAGCAUGGAACUUCCUGUGUCUACCACCCGCCCCGAGACAAUGUUCGGCGAUGUGGCUGUCGCCAUUCACCCAGAAGACUCGCGCUACUUGCACUUGCAUGGCAAGAGGGUGUGCCACCCAUUCACCGGACGUCUCCUUCCUAUCAUUACGGAUCCAGCAGUGGAGCCACAGAUGGGCACAGGGGCUGUGAAAGUGACUCCAGCACACAACCACAUUGACUACAAACUGGCCCAGAGGCACAACUUGCCACUCAUUUCAGUUAUUGCAGAAAACGGUACGAUGACCGCAGAAUGCGGGGAAUGGGUGCAGGGGCUGCAUCGAUUCCAGGCUCGAGAGAAAGUGUUGGCUGCUUUGAAGGAGAGAGGUCUCUAUCGGGGCGCGAAAGACCAUUGCUUAGUUCUCCCUGUUUGCAGUCGCUCUGGAGAUGUGGUUGAAAUCCUCUUGAAGAACCAGUGGUUUGUCCGAAGUGAAGCCAUUGCUCAAAGUGCCUUAGAGGCUGUGGAAUCUGGAUCUUUGAAGCUCAUCCCCAAAUUUCAUGAGAAAAACUGGAGGACUUGGCUCUUGAAUACUGAUGACUGGUGUAUUUCUCGACAACUGUGGUGGGGUCAUCAGAUUCCAGCUUAUCAGGUCAUGCUUUCUGGGUCGCCUGACCUAGAAGAGCAGAAGGAGAGCGAUGGAUUAUGGGUAGUGGGCAGGACGGAAGCAGAAGCUCGGAGGAAAGCAGCCAGCAUCCUGGGAAAAUCUGAAGAACAGUUGGAGCUGGUGAGAGAUGCUGAUGUCUUAGAUACUUGGUUCUCCUCCAGCCUUUUCCCUUUUGCUGCUUUGGGCUGGCCCCAUAAGACAGAAGACCUCCGGCAAUUCUAUCCCAAUAACCUUUUGGAGACAGGGAACGAUCUUCUCUUCUUUUGGGUUGCCCGGAUGGUGAUGCUAGGAAAACAGCUAACCGGGGAACUGCCUUUCUCUCAGGUGUUCCUUCACUCAUUAAUUCAUGAUGCUCAUGGCAGGAAAAUGAGCAAAUCUCUUGGGAAUGUGAUUGACCCUUUGGAUGUUAUUCAUGGGGCCUCUUUGCAGGUCCUACAUCAGAAGCUGAAGGAUAGCAAUUUGAGUCCACAAGAGAUUGUCAUUGGAUCAGAAGGCCUGCUGCAAAAUUUUCCUCAAGGAAUUCCCGAAAGUGGCUCUGAUGCUCUCAGGUUUGCUCUCUGCCGUUAUGAUGCCCAUGGCACCAGUAUUAAUCUGGACAUGGCAGCCAUGGAGAAAGCCAGCCAUUUCUGCAAUAAGGUUUGGAAUGCCCUAAAGUUCAGUCUGGCGGCCCUGGGAGAAGGGUUUACCCCACUGGAUCCAGAGAAGGUCUUCCCCAGCUUUCCGAUGGACCAGUGGAUCUUCAGCCGCCUCUAUCACACGGCAGAAUAUUGUGCCCAGCACUUUGAGAAGUACAAGCUGCAUUCUGUGGCCAAUGCCAUUUAUCUUUUCUGGCUGCAAGAUUUUUGCAGUACCUAUCUGGAGUCUGUCAAACCCAUAUUGAGGAGUGGAGAUCCAGUUCGCCUCUUGUCUACUCAGCAGACCUUGCACAGUUGUGUAGACCUGGCUCUGCGCCUCCUGUCUCCCUUCAUGCCUUUCCUCACAGAGGAGCUGUGGCAGCGGCUUCCCAAGACAGACUUGGAGACUUCUCCUAGUAUCUGUGUGGCCAGAUACCCAGAUGCUGAACAUCUGAGACAUUGGUGUAAUCCUGAGGAAGAGGCCAACUUCUCGUUAGUGCAAGAAGUCAUCCAAACGGUACGCUCCAUGAGGGCAACUUACCAGCUAACCAAAGCUCGACCAACAGUGUAUCUGACUUGCUCAGAAAUAGCCCCCUGGGCUGCCUAUGAGAAGUAUCAGGAACCAUUGCAGACAUUGUGCUUGGCUGGAUCUGUGAAUCUUCUCCCCCAUUCUGAGGAAACAGAGUCACCUCUGAACUGCGUGGCUGUGACAGUAAGCCAUCAUACCAGCAUCUACAUGGAUCUGCAGGGGUUGGUGGAUCCCCACAAAGAACUCCUCAAACUGACAUCUCGACAACAGAAAUUAAAGCAGCAGCUGGCAAAUCUCACAGAAAGACUUCAGAAGCAAACCCCCUUAAAAGCCAAAUUGAAUCAUGAGCAAAAGAUUGCCUUGCUUCGUUCAGAGCUGGAGCACAUAGAAGAAGUGUUUGCCACCUUUCAGAAAAUGGCUAAACACCAGGAUGCUCAGCUGACUAAGGAGAACUAAUGGAUUUACCCUGUUCCAGAUAGCAAAAUUAACUCCAAAGCUGAGGAUGCUGAGCAUGAGAGCAGAUGCUGGAAGGUUCACGAGAAUUUAGGCAUCACCUUCUGUGAUGGAAAUCGAUCUGUAGAAUCAGAAACCUGGGGAUUUGGACACUUGGUGUCACCAGCCCAAUUUCAGAAGCAUCAAUGGACUAAUAUGCAUCAGCAGUCAUGGAGUUUCCAUGGAAGAGAUGUUUCCCUUUGCACUGCUCAAUAGCAUCUUUUGCUCCUUAUGGAAAUGUGAAUCAUAACAAGAAAUCCAUUUUCUUGCUACAAGAUUCAUUCUUUGGCCACAGCAUAGCCAGAUUUCUUGGAUGCUCCCAUGUAAAAUCUCAGCCCAGUAUAUUUCCUCUCCCCCUGCCCCAGAAAUAUGUUCACAUUGAGAGCAAAAUGUGUGAACCUGACUGUCCAUAGUCACAAGAAAUUCACAUAAUGAUGGAGGCUAAAAAGAUAUUACAACCAUCAUGGAGACAUCUGCCAUGAAACUUGUUCUCCAUAUGAAUGUAUUGCUUAUAAAUUGUUGGGGUAGAUUAAUUGGACAAGGAUAUGAAUAUUUGAAAUACAUCAUGGUUUAUUGCUCCAGUCCUCUAAUAAAGAGGAAAUGGUCAUUGUGUUUUUCCCCUAGGAAAUAAUUCCAUUAGCAGGGAUGAUCGAAAAGGGUAACUUCUUUGGCACUAUUGACUACACAGCUCAGACUGUUUCACUUGGGCUUGAAGUGUAAAAUAAUAUUGUUUGCCAUCCUAUUAAAAAGAUCUAUGUUUUUAACUC
This is a messenger RNA of Python bivittatus (Burmese python), 4210 nucleotides long. NCBI's taxonomy places the organism in Eukaryota, Metazoa, Chordata, Lepidosauria, Squamata, Pythonidae. The record is from RefSeq and is a predicted model, not a curated record.